Helicoverpa zea (corn earworm) is the source of this 702-nucleotide messenger RNA. Its product is annotated as potassium channel KOR1-like. The record is from RefSeq and is a predicted model, not a curated record. NCBI's taxonomy places the organism in Eukaryota, Metazoa, Arthropoda, Insecta, Lepidoptera, Noctuidae. Bases 1 to 702 code for a protein of 233 amino acids. The transcript is spliced from 4 exons. Gene Ontology annotation, molecular function: protein binding.
AUGAAAUACAGGAAAGCAAUUGCAUUUCUGCACCACGACCAUGAAUUCUUGGAAGCAGCCGAAUUGGGGGAUCACAAAAAGUUGCGAUUUUUAAUCGACCAUAAAGUCGAUAUUCAUUGUAAAGACCACCUUGGACGCAACGCACUGCACUUGGCAGUAUGUACCGGCAAUCGUUACGCAGUGGCAAUGCUUCUCAAUGCUGGGGUUAAUCCCACUAUCAAAGACCACUUGGGCAUGACGCCGCUCUCCUUAUGUCUGAUGAGAAGACCAUCUUUGCGAAUGGCAUCUUUAUUAUUUGACCAUGGUGCUGUUCUUCUUCCAAGACUAGCUCCUACGGAUACGGGUUUGUUCCUUCAGUUCGUUAUGAUGUGCAUUCCGACCAAGGAAGAAGAGAGAAUAUUACGUCUUCUAGUACAGAAAGGCGCUCUUGUAAAUGAUCCUGAAGCACCGGGUGGUCGCCAGGCAUUACAUUUUGCUGCUAUGAGUAAUAACACUUGCUUGAUUAACAUACUAAUAGACUUGGGAGCCAAUCUGUUUUGUGUUAAUCACAGAAAUCAAACACCUAAACAGGUCGCUGCGGUAUUUAAUUGUAGACAGGCUUAUGCGCUUUUGGAGCAGUAUGAAAUUCUGCAUGAUCAAAAAUAUAAUCAAAGCCGCAGUGAUACAAGUGCAACCUCUGGAUGUAGCGAUAGUACCACUUAG